AUUUUCAUAGCCAUGUUGGGGUGGAAACAACACGACUAGAUGCUCAUUCUGAAAUGGGGAACACUGAAAUUCUGGAAAAGGAGACUUCAGAGAGUCUCAGUAACGGCACCAACAGCAAUGUGGAAGCAGCCAAAAGACUGGCCAAACGCCUGUACCAUCUAGACAGAUUCAAAAGAUCGGACGUCGCGAAACAUCUAGGCAAGAACAAUGAAUUCAGCAAACUAGUUGCAGAGGAGUAUCUGAAGUUCUUUGAUUUUACAGGGAUGACUGUGGAUCAGUCUCUCAGGUAAGAUGAAACGUCACCUCUGUUCUUCAUCACCUGCAAA
Nannospalax galili (Upper Galilee mountains blind mole rat) is the source of this 326-nucleotide messenger RNA. RefSeq names its product PH and SEC7 domain-containing protein 3-like. Gene Ontology annotation, biological process: regulation of ARF protein signal transduction. NCBI's taxonomy places the organism in Eukaryota, Metazoa, Chordata, Mammalia, Rodentia, Spalacidae. The record is from RefSeq and is a predicted model, not a curated record. Gene Ontology annotation, molecular function: guanyl-nucleotide exchange factor activity. The transcript is spliced from 2 exons. Bases 54 to 290 code for a protein of 78 amino acids.